AUGCUGGCAAGAGGAUUGGUGUUCGUUUCAGCUGUUUUGAGGGCAGAUGCUUCUGCUACGUCCAUCCAGUGGGCCGUGAAAGAGCAGUUCUCCAGCAGCGAAUGCACUAUGAACAACUUGACCGAACACACCGUGCUGGGGCGCAUCGGAACAGUAGCCAUGGGCCUCGGUUGUGGAGGUGCCAAUGGCGCUGCCGGGAAAAACUACGUUGUCGAGGGUACGGAACUGAUGGAAUAUACACACUACAAUGUUUCAGCCGAAUGCUCCGAUACAGCCAACGCCAACACAACCACGACGCUGGACCAGUGCGUGGAAUCUAGCACAGGUGUGUACGAGAAGGUGAAGUUGGUGACAGCUCCUGGGACCCUCACGAUCAUCUACGAUGUGGGCGAUGAGAACUGUUCUGGUGCACCCAUCUCUACUUCCCUGAGUCCUAUGCUCUGCGUUGCCUCGAAUGCCGUCGCCGGAUUCCUCAGCCGGUUGCCGUCGUGUUACGGAGAGAAGCAGCUCCAGUGCUACUACAGCAACAGCGACUGUACCGGCAGCCAGAUGUGCUCCCCCUCCAGCGAUUUGAAGUCGUGCUCUGCAUCCGGCGGAGGGCGAUAUACGAUGACCUCUGUUCUUGGCUCCGACGAUGAAGUUGCAGAGUUGUGCACUACCACCACAACGACCGCAUUUGCAGGGAUUUCAGGGAACAUCAGCAUCUACACGGACGGCGGCUGUUCAGUGCUUGAUGGGACACACUCCAUCGAGCUGGGUCCCUGCACAAUGACCGGCUCGACCAGCUCGCAAGACUUCACUUGCAUGGAAGGGUCCAUCGCUUACAAUGUGUACAGCACGAAUGACUGCACUGGUGAGGCAACGACGCAGGUCCUUGAGCAGGGCCCCUGCAUCCCAAUGGACAAUGGCACGUCAUCUUGGCUCGUUGCUUUCCCCGAAUGCACCGGAACCGCAAGCUCGUCAGCAGCAGUGCACUUGAAUGUUGGAUUCAUGAUUCUCAGCUUGCUGACUUGCCGCUACCUCUGCUGA
Symbiodinium necroappetens is the source of this 1029-nucleotide messenger RNA. The record is from the annotation of a GenBank genome assembly. NCBI's taxonomy places the organism in Eukaryota, Dinophyceae, Suessiales, Symbiodiniaceae.